CCCUGAGGAGGACAGAAGCCCCGGGUCCAGCUGGGGCUGGAGCUGCUGCAGGUGACCUCCUGCAGAGAUGGGGGCUCGGGCAGCUCUGCUGCUUCUCUGGGUCCCAGGCUGUUUGUCCCUGAGCGGCCCCCGCCACGUGACGGGCACCGUGGGGGGAACCCUGAGCGUGCAGUGUCGGUACCAGGAGAAGUACGCGGAAAAUAAGAAAUACUGGUGCAGAAACCCAUGUUUCAUACUGAGGAGGAGCAAGAUUGUGGAGACCACGGAGGCAGAGAGAGAAGUGAGGACGGGCCGCGUGUCCAUCAGGGACGAUCCAGCAAACCUCACCUUCACAGUGACCUUGAAGAACCUCAAAAAGGAUGAUGCUGACACAUACUGGUGUGGGAUCGACGCAUCAGUCUUCCAAAACUUUGUGGACCCCACCUUCGAGGUUGUGGUGACUGUGUCCCCAGCAUCAUCGUCGUCUGUCGAUUCCAUUGCUUCCAAGACCUCAACAAUCCCAAUCACCACGACCCCGAUUCCAGGUGUGCCCAUAACUCCAGACACAGUGAAUGUCACCAACAGCCUGGACUGCUCGGACAGCACGGACAGCCCGCAUGACUCUCAGCCGAGCCAAGGGCUCCCUGUGCUGCUCUCCUUGUUGGUGCUUCUGUUGCUCCUCCUGGCGGGGACCUCACUGCUGGCAUGGAGGAUGGUUCAGAGGCGGAACAAAGCUGGUGAGAACCCAGAGCCAUCCCAGAACCCUGGGGAGGCUGACGAGCAGAGCGAGCCCUGCUAUGCCAAUUUGGAGCUGCAGACCUGGUCCCCUCUGGAGAAGCCCGUGCGAUCAGAGCAGGUGGAGGUGGAAUACAGCACAGUGCAGGCCCCCCACAUAGAGCCUCAGUACACCAUGGUGGUGUUCAACUCCCAGAAUCAGGAUUCUAAGGACUACAGGGCUCCCCGCGAGAGCACCUGCCAGCCGGAGCCGGAGUACAGCGAGAUUGAGAAGACAUAAUCCCGUCUCCAGCCUCGACACCUGGAGGGCUCUGUGGGCUCCAGGGAGCCCAGGCCCGGCCCCUCUGCCUCACCGCCACCCCCAGCCCCCUCAGCCAGCUCCCCUCCGUGGUGAUCGACAAGGCAGCUGGGCUCCUGCGGGCUGCCCCUCUUGCGCU
Messenger RNA from Pteronotus mesoamericanus, 1151 nucleotides. Its product is annotated as CMRF35-like molecule 8. Gene Ontology annotation, cellular component: plasma membrane. Bases 68 to 994 code for a protein of 308 amino acids. NCBI's taxonomy places the organism in Eukaryota, Metazoa, Chordata, Mammalia, Chiroptera, Mormoopidae. The record is from RefSeq and is a predicted model, not a curated record. Gene Ontology annotation, molecular function: transmembrane signaling receptor activity. The transcript is spliced from 7 exons.